AUGUUGUCGCCUAAUCUGGUACCAUCACCUGAGCAAAUCAGCAAUAUUAAUGAGCAGCAGAAUCCAAUAUUUGAAGUUACGUCUCCAUUGGAACCAGUUAGUCAACGUCGUGUUGAUACUAAGACAAUACUCAACAUUGUGCUAUUCUUUGUACUUUUGGCCAUUAGUUUAGGAUUAUUCGGUAGUGUCAGCCGAAAUAUCUUAUUACAUUCAUUUGGUGCUGCAUUCCUGAUUGCCGGCAUCAUACCGUUAAUAUUAACCAUCUGGUUAGUUCUUACUGGCGCAUCGAUGUUUCGAAAAAUGAAUAUUUUAAAAACGGUAAUUUCGUCGAUUAUACUCAUCAUUGGAAUUAUUCUGGUCACCAUUGCAAACGAACAAAACAGACCAAUUGUCGGCUAUGCUCUAUUUGCCACUGCACUCCUAAUGAUUAUAACAAAAUAUUUUUUCUUUGUUGAAGAUGAACAAAUCCGUAUUCAACGUUUAGAACGAGAACUGCGAAAAGCAAAACAAUCUGCUGGAAUGGGUAUGGCUCUAUCUUACUUCUACAAGUUUAUCGUGCCAACAGCGGCUAAUAUAAGAUCGCUGGAUGACGGCUCUACACCAAUCGAUAUGGAAAUAGCUCGUGGAAAAUUUGAAGAGUACCAGCUUAACAAUGGUAAAUUGUUUGUCAUAGUGCCACGUGACCUUGAUGGUUCUGAUAUGAAGAUAUUUUUAAAAAGAAUAUCAUCACUCCCGAAUCCAGCUGUUAUGCAAGGGAAACCAAAAGAGCGACCGGGCAACGAUACACAUCGGCCCAUGUUUGUGUACUUCCUCGAGUGUAACACGGAGAAAAAGGAGUGUAACGGUCUAUUUGAUAUUCCAACAAUAAUUUCCUCCUGUUGGGAUAGACAUAAAAAUGAACAACACCAUCGACGGUACACAGUUAAUGUUGCCGAUGAAAUAAUUAUCUUUCAAAAUCAGCUUAUUUCGUUGAUCAAUGAACAUCCAAUAACAAGAGGAAAAGUACGCAUUCUCAGUUUUCCGUCCUUACCUUUUCGAUUCGAGGACAUCAAAUAUGCCGUAACUCAAUUAUCUCAUUGA
This is a messenger RNA of Didymodactylos carnosus, 1080 nucleotides long. Lineage: Eukaryota; Metazoa; Rotifera; Eurotatoria; Philodinida; Philodinidae. The record is from the annotation of a GenBank genome assembly.